AUGAGUCAUCCUCAAAGUUAAGUUGCUAUUGAUCAUUAAACAAAAAAUAAAGGAGUUGAUAUUACAUGGAGAAAUGUGAAAUACACAGCUCACACUAAAUAAUAUCAUCGUGAAAUUUUAAAAGGUUUAUCAGGUAUUUGUAAAGCAGGAGAAAUGACUGCUAUUAUGGGUAGCUCUGGUGCUGGUAAGACAACUUUAUUAAAUAUUCUUUGCUGUAGAGCUGGAAAUACAAAUGAAGUUAAGCUUUCUGGAGAUAUAACAGCUAAUGGUUAGCCUUUUGAUGCAAGAUCCUUUUCUAAUUUUGCAGCUUAUGUAAUGCAAGAAGAUCUUAUAAUGGAAACUAUGACAGUAAGAGAAGCUCUUUAAUUUGCAGCAGAUCUUAAAAUGACUGGAAAUUAAUAAGAAAAAGAUGCCAAAGUAAAUGAAGUUCUUAAAAUUAUGCGUUUAGAAAAGUGUUAAAACUCAUUAAUUGGUGGUUUAACAGUUAAAGGUAUUACUAAGGGUGAAAAGAAGCGUACUUCAAUCGCUUUCGAGUUGGUGAGUGAUCCUGAUGUUAUCUUCUUAGAUGAACCUACUAGUGGUUUGGAUUCUUUCACUGCAUACAAUGUUGUUGAUGUUUUAGAAUAAUAUGCAAAAUAAUAAAAUAAAACUAUCAUCUGCACUAUCCAUUAGCCUUCAUCUGAAAUAUUUAUGAAAUUCGAUCGUUUGAUUCUUUUGGUUGAUGGUAAAUUCAUUUACCAAGGCCCUAGAAGCAAGGUAAUACAGCAUUUUGGCUCUUUUGGCUUUUAAUGCCCUCAAUUAAGUAACCCAGCAGAUUAUUUCAUGAGUAUAAUGCAUGCAGAAUCUCAAGAAAACAGAGAUAACUAUAAAACUUAUUUUGAACACUUUGAUUAAGAUUUAUAUCCAUUGAUUGAUGAAGAGAUAAAAUUACACAACACAGAUUUAAUAGUCCAUAAAUCAGCAUAAGCUUAAUAUUUUUCAUAGCUUAAACAUUUAACUGUACGUUCAUUCUUAAAUUUGAAGAGAAAUCCUCUUCUUUCUCGUUCCAGAUUUAUUUAGGCUAUUGUAUUAGGUCUAUUCACUGGUAUAGUUUACUCAAGUCUUCCUGACCCAGAAACUCACGCAGACGAUUAGCGUGCAGUUAAUGACUACAAUGGUGCACUUUUCUUCUUAGCCAUGGUUAUGCACAUGAACUCAAUGUUACCUGUCGUUUUAACAAUUCCAAGUGAAAGACCUGUCUUUUUAAAAGAAGAAAACGCCAAAAUGUAUGCAGUUUCUGCUUAUUUCUUUUCUAAAUUAAUAGUUGAAAGUAUUAUGGUUGUAUUAUUACCACUAAUAUUUGGCAGUAUUUGCUACUACAUGAUUGGCUUAAAUAAGGGUUUUGAUCAUUUUUGUUUCUUUAUUCUAGUAAGUAUCAUAUAAAGCUUUGUUGGUAAUGCUUAAGGCAUGUUUUGUGGUUCUCUCUUCAGAGAUGCAAAUACAGCAAUAAAUAUAACUCCUAUGAUGAUUAUGCCAUUUAUGUUAUUUGGUGGUUUUUAUAAAAAUGCAGAUGAUAUGCCAGCUUGGAACAGAUGGAUUUAAUGGCUUUCCAAUUACAGAUAUACAUUUGAAGCUUAUGCUCGUAAUAAUUAUGAAGGUAGUCCAUUUACAAUUGACCCAGUUGAACAACUUGGCUUAAAUGUAGGAAAAUGGAAUUGUGUAUUAAUCUUAUUCUGCUUAUUUAUAGGAUUUUAAACACUUGCUCUAUUACUUCUUAAAUUCAAAAAACAAAGUAUGUAAUGA
Molecule: messenger RNA, 1782 nt
Organism: Tetrahymena thermophila SB210
Lineage: Eukaryota; Ciliophora; Oligohymenophorea; Hymenostomatida; Tetrahymenidae
Product: ABC-type transport system protein
Exons: 1
Cellular component (GO): membrane
Molecular function (GO): ABC-type transporter activity; ATP binding; ATP hydrolysis activity
Source: RefSeq, a predicted model, not a curated record